Molecule: messenger RNA, 1390 nt
Organism: Magnolia sinica
Lineage: Eukaryota; Viridiplantae; Streptophyta; Magnoliopsida; Magnoliales; Magnoliaceae
Exons: 4
Coding region: 22-942 (306 amino acids)
Source: RefSeq, a predicted model, not a curated record
AGAGAGGAGAGUGAGAGAGAAAUGGGAGGAGGGAUGCUGCGUGCAGUCGGACGAGCAGUUGGGACGGGCCUUGGUGGGGUCCAGGAGUCCAUCUCUACAGCAAGGCCCAAACCCACUACUCUUCUUUCCGUUACAUCCUCAUCCUCUCCUUCUUCCUCCUCCGUUAGUCUGCCCGUUUCCGCCACUUCCACCGUUAACGGCUUGCGUUCUUCACCCGCCUCCAUUGACGCUGAUGAAUGGGAAGCCGUCGAGCAAGUUGAUGCCGUUACGGGGUUUUCCGAACGGUUCGUUUUCGGGCCCGUUCCGUCCAGGGACGAGGUGGAAGAUGCCGUCUCCGCACUCCAGCAGGUCUUUGCCCCGGCCGCACAUCAUCCACAGACCGUCAAAGAUAGAUUUCCAUCUACUCAGGACUCAGAAGGUCUAAUGGUGAAUUCAACUGAUUUGAUACCCCGAAUUUCUUCAGUCGAAUUGCAGUCCAACUGCAUUGAACCUGUGACGAACAUUUACGAUACAAAAGCUUUACAAUCUCAAGGCUUUAAUAAUGUUUUCAAUGCGUGUCGUUUGUUGCAGACUAAUACAUCUAUUCAGAGGAUGGUCAUUUCAUUAUCAUCUGAUAAAGCUGUAUGGGAUGCUGUUAUGAACAACGAGGCCAUGCAGGAGCUGAGGGAAUCAUUUUAUGCAGGUUCACCCGAAGAAGAUCACUGGCCAAGCUCCGAAAAAGGCCCCCAAGGUCCUGCCGAUUUUCUAAGGUGGAUUGUAGAUAAUGCAAAGGCGAAAGUAAUGGAAUUAAUGGAGAAGAUCAUGACACUGGUGAACGACCUCUUUCGGUCACAAGAGAAGGAAAAGGCAAUGGACAUUUUCGAUGAAGCAGUGAGAUCGUCGUUCAUGCUGUCCAUCAUGGUCCUCCUCGUGGUCGUUGUGACACGUGUCCAGAAGGCUUGAUUGUCGUUGGACAAUGUGACAGCUGGCAUUCUAUUGCACCUGGUGGGCUCCCGACUUCAGGUGGUGGUUAGUUUUAUGAUAGGGCGUGAUUGAUUGCAUCAAAUACCAUGAAAUUUUCCAAUAUUUUAUUAUUAGUAAGUCUAGUUUGGAAUAAUAUAUCAUGAAAUUUCAUGAUAGUUGAUGUGACCAAACGCACCCUUUAAGCUUGGAUUUGUAGAUAAAAGGUUGUUGGCAAAUAAUAUGUGUCAAUGGACUAGAUGUUUUGGUUUCAUUUCAAAGUGCGUCCCAUCAAGAAAUGAGUCCGUCUAGAGACUUCUUUGAGGCCCACCUGCAUGUUGGGCUGGUUUUGGGCUUAAUGUUGUAUUUUUGGUGUUUCAAAAAGAAUAUCAUUUGGAUUGAAAAUUUUCUCCAAAAAUUUCAAAAGUAAUAAAGACAUUUUGUCUUGUAA